ACAAUUGUAAACACGAAUUAGAACGUCGUUUUUGUUUUAGGGUUUUCUUAUGGAUUUCAUCUCCGCCAUUGCCAUCGAUACAGAGCCAAAUUCUGAGAGAGUUGAUUCACCUUCUUACAAACGAUCUCUACCAGUUACAGAUUCCUUAUCUUAAAGUCUUUCUUAAAUUAUCACCCACGAUCUACUUUGAAUGCGAGCUUCUUCAUGGAAGGCGGUGGAACUUCUAUUAUAAAAGGCUAAGCUUUCCUUUAAGCAAGUAAACUUAUAUCCUGAAAAUGGUCAAAGCAUCGAUCUUCCUUUCUGAUCUGAAGAUCGGACGAUGCUCCUCCACCGUUCAAGUCCGGUUGCUACGCCUCUGGGAGGCCAAGAACGUUCGACGCAGCUGCAAACUCAUGGGAGUGGAUAUGCUUCAACUGGAUUCUCAUGUUACUUUUAAAACUCCGCUCCAGUUCAUAUUUUCAAAAAAAAAAUUCCACCGCCUAAUUUCAGUCAUCUUGAAUCCUUAAUAACAACUAUUCAUGUUUAGAUCUUUGACUGAAAUAUUUCGUCUAAGAAUAUUUAUAAUCGUUUGUUGAUUAUCCCAUAUAUAUUUUUUUUAAUUUCUUGAUUCUGUUAUUGAACUUUUCCGUCGUCUUGAUUCAUUUGACCAAGUUCUCUAGAUUUUUUAUUUGUUUGUUCAUUGUAUCGUUUAGAAAAUUUUCCUGAUUACUAAUUUGGUUGAUGACUGUUCUAUGUAAAUCACAUGUUUCAGGCCACCAUGAUGCCGGCCACUCUGAAUGUCAACCGGCUUGGUACUCACAGGCCUAAUCUGAAUGCGGGUUCAACAUAUUCCCUGACCAGUUUCGAUGUGACCCGGUGUAAUCAGAAUUACCGUCUGUCGGACUCCUCUAUGUUGAUCACUUUCAGUGACUCAACCUCUUUUAAUGAGGUCUCCGAACCGUCCCAUAGCAAUUGAAUCUUUCCGGUUCCGAAAUCACAGCGAGAUGCUUGGCCUUACCGACACAAACACUAGCUACCAGGUAAUGAUACUCUUAUUUUUUCAUUUGUCUAUACGUAAUAUAUAUAUAUAUAUAAUCAUCAUGUAAUAGACAUAUCGAUGAGAUAACUGAUAUGAAGAGCACUAUCAUUGACCCACCCCAUGACGAACCGUGUAAUGGCGACAAUCAAAAUGGAUAAGUAACUUUUUAUCUCAAAUUUUUUAUUUAUCUUAAAAUAUGGUGCACUUUUUAAGACAAUUGCAUUUUCAUAAUUUUCUAUCUCAAUAUGUUAUCAGUGACGUAUCUGUUACUAUGAAUCUGUUUGACGGACAGGCAGUCAAGCUCCACAACAAAUGCUAGGUGAUCCAAGGGGCGCCUGUUCCUGAAUGCCACCUCAGAGACACACGUAUGUUUUGACAAGGAGACCACUGCAGGCGAGAGAUAUUUCUACAGACUGGUUUCCCAAGACACUGGGCUUCCAUCAGCAGCUCCACUGCUAAAGAGCAACGCCAAGGUGACAACUUUGAGCAUAGCAGAGCUCAGUGAGUUUGUCAUAGCUGCUCCAUCUCAGAUAUCGUGUGGAGAUGUCCGUUGCUGAUGAAACUGCUGAGGGCCUGUUCGUCUGUUUUGAUGGGGUUAUGACAAAACUGCACAACAUGAGAGCCAAUGAAGCUGGCCAUCUUCUGGCUAAUGAGGGAGUGAAACCGGAAGAAACUCAGGCUCCUCCCUUUGUUGCAGCAAUGGAAGGUAAAACCUACAUAUUCCAGGUGAGAGUUAGUUCCUACAACUUCAUAGAAAAUCACCAAACCUUUACGAUCUCCCGAAUCCUCAGUGAACGUGACCGUUUGCCACUAUCUGCAUUUGUUGAAAAUGGAGGAGACGAUGACAAUGGAGAUGACAACCCUGAUGUCAUCUCGGUUCCUGCUAAGGUGGAGUUUGGUGGUAGUAGUCAGGCGCAAGUGUUCGCUGGGAAGGUGAAGAAGGCCCGUAAGGCAUAGGUGGCAAAGAUUGAAGUUUACGUUACAUUAUUUCCGUUUUCACAAUGCUUAUGCAUGUCUUUUUUUUUUCCUUUUUGGUACUUUUGGUUUGUGAGCUACUUUGUCUUUGACUCUUAUAAUUCAAUGAUUGGUUCUGUCCAAUCUUUAUAAAAUCUUUGAGUUUCGAAAUGUUUCUAAUUUGGAGAUACAUGUUUAUAUAUGAAUCAUGGAAUAUAAGUAUAAUUUUAUUCA
This is a messenger RNA of Brassica napus (rape), 2206 nucleotides long. RefSeq lists its product as uncharacterized. The record is from RefSeq and is a predicted model, not a curated record. Lineage: Eukaryota; Viridiplantae; Streptophyta; Magnoliopsida; Brassicales; Brassicaceae. The coding region runs from base 1562 to 1975 and encodes 137 amino acids. The transcript is spliced from 6 exons.